AAAUAUAGAGAUUGGAUUAUUAAAAGUAAAUUUGAAUGGCAUACGUUAUCGAAAGAAUAUGAAAGGAAAAAUGUUUCAAAUAAAGAUGCGGAAAAAUAUUUAAUCAAAUUUUCAAAGAACAAUGAUGCUAAAGUAAGUUUAUUAUUGGAUAAAUGUGAUGCUGAAUAUUCAAAAUAUUGUGAUUGUAAACAUACUACUACUCUCGUUAAAAGUGUUUUGAAUGGUAAGGACAAUACAAGUAAGGAAGAACGUGAAACUAUUGAUUUAGAUGAUUUUUCUAAAUUUGGAUGUGAUAAAAAU
Molecule: messenger RNA, 300 nt
Organism: Plasmodium reichenowi
Lineage: Eukaryota; Apicomplexa; Aconoidasida; Haemosporida; Plasmodiidae
Product: erythrocyte binding antigen-175
Exons: 1
Source: RefSeq, a predicted model, not a curated record